Messenger RNA from Cherax quadricarinatus, 1851 nucleotides. Its product is annotated as pre-rRNA-processing protein TSR2 homolog. The record is from RefSeq and is a predicted model, not a curated record. Lineage: Eukaryota; Metazoa; Arthropoda; Malacostraca; Decapoda; Parastacidae. Gene Ontology annotation, cellular component: nucleus. Gene Ontology annotation, biological process: maturation of SSU-rRNA from tricistronic rRNA transcript (SSU-rRNA, 5.8S rRNA, LSU-rRNA).
CGGCGUAUGCUGUCAGUGGCCCUGAAACCCAACAGAAGAAGACGGAAACAUUGCUGGCUCAGCGGCCCUUACAAACCCACAACAACAAGAAGCAACGUUGCAAAUUGAAACCUUUAAGCAAGCUGCACGUAACCUGAAGAACGUAACAAUGAAUCCCACGUUUAAAAAGGCUGUUAGAGUGGCACUGGGCAGCUGGAACCCAUUACAGUUUGCUGUUCAGCAACAAGCAGGUGGCAAGCAAAGUGCUGAAAUUGCUGAGUGGAUGAUUGGCAUCAUUGAACAAUAUUUCUGUGAGAAUGAGGAUCUUGAACCUGAAGAUGUUGCAGAUUAUCUGGCAACAAUAAUGGACCAAGAGCUUAACAUUCUUGUUGAAGAUGAUUCAGACAUGGAGAUUGGGAGUUGCCUGUGUCAUCUUUACCAGCUGUGUGUGGCAGGCAAGGAUGCACAGGUGAUGGAUGAGUUAUCGUUGAUGCCAAAGUGCGAUCUCUCAUUGUGUAGGGUACAAGAACAGCCAGAAGGUGGAGAAAGUGAAGAUAAUGCACCACAGUUGGUUGCUGCUCAUCUAAGUGGAAUGCAGCUGCAUGACACAAGUAAUGCAGCAGACAACAGUUGUACCAGUGAGCCUCUGAGAGAACUUACUGAACUGGAACAGCAGCAGCUUCACGAUGAGGAGGAUGGAUGGACGGUUAUACGAAGAGGAAACAAGAAGCGAUAGGAAAUUCUCAUCAAAUAUAGUACUGUAAGAAUUAGAAGAAUGGCUUUCUUAUUGAAGAAUUGUAUGUAUUUUGUACUUUACUCUUUCAGGGGUUAAUGGACCGUUGUUCACUUAACUACAGUGGACCCCCGGUUAACGAUAUUUUUUCAUUCCAGAAGUAUGUUCAGGUGCCAGUACUGACCGAAUUUGUUCCCAUAAGGAAUAUUGUGAAGUAGAUUAGUCCAUUUCAGACCCCCAAACAUACACGUACAAACGCACUUACAUAAAUACACUUACAUAAUUGGUCGCAUUGGGAGGUGAUCGUUAAGCGGGGGUCCACUGUAUUUACUUGCAUGCAGGAACACUCAGUUUUCCCUUCAGUGGGGUGCUUCAAUGCCAGUAAAAAAAAAUUUAGUUGAAGUUACCAUCAUGACUCACAAAAUCAUAACAACAUGAUUGCAAACAAAUCAUGGAAUGGAUGUGGCUCAAUCUUUCCCCCUUCCCCCCAUUCUGUGAGUUAUUUUAGUCCAAGGAAAUGGAGAUAGCCAUUCCUUCUUGGAUUAAACUUGAUUACUUCCCAUUCCCCAGGCACUUAGUGCCUGGGGAAUGGGAAUGGGUUUAGUGCUUCCCCAUGAAUAUAAUAAAAGUUAUUUAUUUUGGGAUGAAACAAAAACAAGCUGAACAGCUCAGUACAGAUAUUAAUAAAUUUAAGAUAUUUAUCUAUUUCAGUACAGUGACAAUGUUGCACAUUUAUAUAAAGCAUAAAAUAUUUCAUGGUUCUGCAUAAUUACUGCAGAGAAAAUGUAUUUUUGUGAAAAAAGUACAAUACAAUAUUUUAUACUGUACUGUACAGAACAUGAAAAACAAGCACUGCAGUAGGCCUACUGGCCCAUGAUAUGCAGGUCUUUUUUUAAUUAUAUUAAAUUCUUAAAUUUGUAAAAAACUGUCAAUUUAAUCAGUGACAAUGCACAUGAAUUAUAUAUAUAUAUACAUAUAUAUAAUUACAUACCCUUUAUUUAGAUGCGUAAAAUAUCUUAUUAAUUUGUAAAUAAAUAUUCUACAAACUAUACACCUAUACUGUAUACUGUAUACUAUACUGUACAAACAAAUUGGCACAUUAUAAGUUAAGCCUUUUAAAAUAUAUUUUCAGACAUCUC